Messenger RNA from Toxorhynchites rutilus septentrionalis, 4651 nucleotides. Its product is annotated as BMP-2-inducible protein kinase. The transcript is spliced from 2 exons. Lineage: Eukaryota; Metazoa; Arthropoda; Insecta; Diptera; Culicidae. Gene Ontology annotation, biological process: protein phosphorylation. The record is from RefSeq and is a predicted model, not a curated record. Gene Ontology annotation, molecular function: protein kinase activity; ATP binding. The coding region runs from base 665 to 3694 and encodes 1009 amino acids.
AAGCUGUCAUUCCAAUAACUCAGAUAUCAGUAUCCCUGCUGAAUAUAUUCUAUUAGCUUUUUUUUUCCUCUCUCUUGUUCGCGAUUGCCAUUCCGUGUUAUCACGAAGCAUUUGAAAGACAAAAAGUCUGAAAACUGUUUGCUACUCUACUUUCGGAAACGUCCGAGUAAUCGGUACCUGUGUUGUGAUACAGGUUGCAAGAUCGCGAAUUGCCUUGAGAAUACGAGUUACUCCAACGAUAAUCCGCUGUCGAAAUUCAUCGGAAAACACAAUUUGUCAGGAUAAAGCAGAAAAAAAAUAUUGAAAAGUGACUCAUUUUCUUCUCGGAUUUGUCACAGUAUCGAAUUUUAGCAAUUUGUGCAACUUACAAAAAUCGCAAGAAUGCAUCGGAAUAACUGAGUGUUACGGAAAAAACUAAUCUAUAGAAUUGCAGAAAAAGUGUAUCGCACUACAUAUCUCCGUGCAAAAGUAGGUUCGAGUGAUUGCCAUUCCACAGAAAGAAGGUCAGCUGAAUUGAAAGCAGGAGAAUAAUAAUAACAGAAAACUGGGAAAAGAGAAACAAGCCGCCUGGGCAAUCACAAACGGAGAUUGAUUUUGACAAAGACGCAGUGGCCGCUUUGGGGGGAGGGUGUUAGAAUAAACAGUCGCAAUAUAAAAAACAGCAAUGAAAAAGUUUAUCUCCAAAUUCGAGAAUAAAAAUGAAGCUACACCAGGCAAAGAAACUAACAGUUUCGUUGGCAAAACGUUCAAACUAAGCCGGGAGAAUGUAACUGUGGAGGAAGUGUUAGCUGAGGGUGGUUUUGCAAUAGUGUUUCUAGUCAAGACGCAAAGUGGACAAAGAUAUGCUCUGAAACGUUUAUAUGUUAACAACGAACAUGAUCUGGGUGUUUGCAAGCGGGAAAUAACCAUCGCCAGUAACCUGAGCGGCCACAAAAACAUAAUCGGCUACGUAGACCAUAGUAUCAAUCCUAAAGGGAAUGGAGUGCAUGAAAUAUUGCUGCUAAUGCCUUACUGCAAGACAAAUUUGUUGAUGCUGAUGAAUACUAGAUUACCGAAUGGAUUCAACGAAUCAGAUGUUUUGCAAAUAUUCUGUGAUGUUGCGGAGGCAGUCGCUAGGCUACACCAAUGUCAAACUCCAAUUAUACAUCGUGAUCUAAAGAUAGAGAAUAUACUACAGAAUGAUAUAGGCAAUUUUGUGCUGUGUGAUUUCGGAUCUGCAACAUCCCGGGUUCUCAAUCCGAAUACCCACGGACGAACAGUGGUCGAGGAAGAAAUUCAGAAGUAUACAACUCUCUCUUAUCGUGCUCCAGAGAUGAUUGAUUUGUUUUCGGGCCAGGACAUCACCGUCAAGGCAGACAUUUGGGCACUCGGUUGUUUGCUCUACAAAUUAUGCUUUUUUACGCUUCCUUUCGGAGAGAGUGCACUUGCUAUACAAAGCGGUCAAUUCAGUAUUCCUGAUAACUCAAAGUAUUCCAAAGAGAUACACCAACUUAUCCGUUAUAUGCUGGAACCAAGCAUUGAAGAUCGUCCCAAUAUAUAUCAAGUAUGUGAUGUGGCAUUUAGAAUUGCGGGGAAGACGAAUCCUGUGAGAAAUCUAACCAAAUCGUCUGUUCCUGCUUUGGAAUCAUUAGCCAUUCCACCGAUGGAGAGCGAAACUAAGCGUAUCCCAUCGGCCACGGUAACGAAUUCCAAAACAACAAAAGCAAACGUCGUGGCAUUGGAAGGGGGAACUUCGGUUGCACCACGUCAACGUCCUAAAGCCUCCCAGGCAACCGCAGCCAAUACGAGUUUUUCGCUAGGACUACCACCCAAUCCAUCCCCAAAAAAUAAUCUGUCAUCGCCGACCCCAGGAUCCGCACCACCGGCUCCCCAUGAACAGCCUACGCAACCAGAACCGUUUGUGGCUAAGUUCACCGCCAAUUUUCCUCCUCCGGCACAAGAUGCGCUUGGAACCAACCUAUUUCAAACAACCUAUCCGGAUCCAUUUCGGGAAGCCGACAGUGUAUCGGAGGUUACUUCGCAUACAAACGUGGAUGUAACGCAUUCUGGCACAACAACGCUUGAUUCUUCGUCAUCUUCAUCGAUUAUACAAUCCCCUAGUCAUGCUUCAGGAUCGUCACAUUCCGGGACAUUGCAUGGCGCCGGUAGUGGUUCUAAUGUUGCUGGAGCAUUUGCACUGCCUAAACAACUCGUCGUUGGUCAUCGGCGCAACAUGAGUGAUACUUCAGCGUUCAACAAGGCGUACACCACAGAGACUUCACAGUUUCUUGCGCCAUACGAUGUAUCAUCCAACAAUUACCAGCCCUCAGGAACAUCCCCCGAAAAUGCCGGCUCCGAGCAAAACCUUCAUUCCAUUCCUUCGACAUUCGAGUCACGUUCAUCGAAUCCCCAAUUGAACCCUGUCCACAAUCAACAACAGCAGCCUUGGAAUCCAUUCGGCGAUCCAACACCAUUUAGUCAAAUGACCGAAGAUCACAUAUUUGGAGAAGAAUUUGACAAAAUCCGGAAGCAGGGCUCCCAAGGAAGUCUGAAAACCCCUCCGGAAUUAACAUCACGGCAUCCGUCGCUGCCACAGGUGCUGUCUUUCCAAUCUGCUAGCACCCUUCCGCAGGCUCCUUUUUCUCCGGAAAAUAUUACCGAAGAUACUCCUGAGGACGACCCGUUCAGUUCCGCCCCCUUUACUUUGCCAGUGCGGGACAAGACACGACCUCUUAAAUUAGGUUCGAAAAAAGUCAUCGUCAUCGACGGUGGAUUCUCCACGCAGCUGGAGAUACAUGUCGGUCAAACGUCGGAUAAGGACCCCCUCUGGAGCUCUCGAUAUAAUGUUACUAAUCCCAAUGCAGUUAUCGAGACGCACAUGUCAUUUCUCAGAGCGGGCGCAGAUUGCAUUCUCACCAACACGUACCAGGCAUCUAUCGAGGGUUACAUGGACUUCCUCAAUCUGAAUGAGGAGGAGAGUUUGAAACUGAUCAAAGCUACGGUUGAGCUAGCUAAAAAAGCACGUGCGCAGUAUUUGGCAGAGAAGGUGGAAAACAAAUCACACAAAAUUCCUUGGGUUGUGGGAUCGAUUGGUCCUUAUGGGGCGCAUCUUCACGACGGAUCAGAGUACACUGGCAGCUACGCAGAUACGCUGCCACUCGCACGCAUCCAGAAAUGGCAUCGUCAAAGAAUCAAUGCUGUGAUAGAGGCCGGAGUGGAUGCGUUAGCUAUCGAAACCAUUCCUUGCCGGAUGGAAGCGGAUGCUUUACUGGAACUAAUGACUGCCGAGUAUCCAUCGGUACGUUUCUGGAUAUCGUUUCAGUGCAAGGACGGUUUCAAUACAGCGCACGGCGAGAAUUUUGCCGAAACAGCUACAGCUCUGUGGAAGAAAGCGAGAUCUUAUAAAAAUCCCAAUCUUCUUGCAGUGGGGGUUAAUUGCGUCCAUCCGCUGCACGCUAUCCAACUCCUCAAGGCUGUCAACGAGAGAAGACCAGAUGACGAUAAGAUACCACUGAUCGUUUACCCCAACUCGGGUGAACUGUGGGAGUCGGGAUCGUGGACGGGUCAGGAGGAUUGCGUUCCUCUGGAAACUUAUGUUCCGCAGUGGAUUGAACUGGGCGCUAGGUUUGUAGGCGGAUGUUGUCGAACCAAUGCAAGAGACAUCAAACGAAUCAAGAAGACAGUGAUAGGGCUAUACAGCGGUCGCAGUACCUAGAAUUCGGCCACCGGUAGUGACGACGACGACAACAGUUGCGAAGCGGUUGAAAUGCUGUGAUGAGAAAUGUUCAGUUCCGUUUGAAUUGCUAAGGGCACCUGCUAUUGUUUGCAAGUUGACAAUACUACGAAUCACGAGUGCAUGAUAGUCAAAUUCGAACCCUCUAGCGAUGGUACAAGUUGGGGUAUAUACGAUAGACCGCUGACACACGACAACAACGCAUAAUGAAGAAUGAAAAAACAUUAUUUAGCAACUGGUAGGUACCGCUUCACUAAACGGUUAAGCUAAACCUAAUGUUAUUACUGCACGGCAAACAAAUAAUUUUGUGUCGAAUUUAAUUUGAAAAAAAUUAUAACUGUCCAACGAAAUGAUCGGAUUAUGUUGAACAACAUGCGGUGGAACUGCAAUGAGUGGAAAGCAUCUGUGUGCUUUUUGUGGUUGUUUUCAAAUUGCUAGCAGUAAUUGAUCACGCAGAUUAGACUCACGAAAGCAAAACGAACCCUUACACGAGAGACCGAUCACGCCUAAAUAGUUUAGAGAACACUAGCGAAGAAUUUCAAUUUGUAUUCUAAUAGGAAUUCUUAUCACUUUUUUCAAUAUAGGGAAAUUAUUCUGUGACAUGAGUGAUUGUAAAAUAUAAUGAUUAUUUUUUAUUAGUAAAAAAUGAACAAAGUAUAGUUGUAUAUAGGCGUUUAUAUCACCAUUUCCAGCAAGAAACAUAAAUUAUAUUUACACGUAUUUAAAUAUUCGUUGUUCCUGUUUUACCCCUCUCUCUAAUAAUAAAAUAUUAGUAAGCAAAAUCAAUAUACAAGCAUAUAACAAAUUAUCAAAGACCAUUUUAUCGAAGUUCAUAAAAGUUUUUCUUAAGUGUCAAAAUGAAAAGUCUACAACAAGGAUCGUCCAAACUCAAAUUCAUUGUUAUUGGAGUAAUAAAGAUAUAUGUUCAUGCGAAGAGCA